This is a messenger RNA of Calypte anna (Anna's hummingbird), 7846 nucleotides long. It is a transcript of the gene SETD2, whose product is annotated as SET domain containing 2, histone lysine methyltransferase. Gene Ontology annotation, cellular component: nucleus; chromosome. Lineage: Eukaryota; Metazoa; Chordata; Aves; Apodiformes; Trochilidae. The record is from RefSeq and is a predicted model, not a curated record. Gene Ontology annotation, molecular function: histone H3K36 methyltransferase activity; protein binding. Gene Ontology annotation, biological process: regulation of DNA-templated transcription.
CCCUGCCCGCCCCAGGGGCCGCGCCUGACCCCCGACCAGCGCCCGCCCGACCAUGGGGGACUUCUACGACCCGGAGCACCCCACCCCGGAAGAAGAAGAAAAUGAGGGCAAGCCUGAAACCGUGCAGAAAGCUGGGUUUAUCAAAGGCCCGGUCUUCAAAGGUGUUGCUUCCAGCCGUUUUUUGCCCAAAGGCACCAAAACCAAGGUUAACCUUGAGGAGCAAGGAAGGCAAAAGGUGUCUUUCAGCUUUAGUUUAACCAAGAAAACCUUACCCAAUAGAUUCCUCACCGCUCUGGGGAAUGAGAAACAAAAUGAAACUCAGAUCCCGGCAGUACCCCUUCCGACGGACUUUAACCCCAAAAGCAAAACGGACCCGGGGGGGGAUGCCGCCGGUUCAGCCGAGGAGUCUUCGCCUCCCAAACCGAAGGUAGAACUGGGGAAGAUCCAUUUCAAAAAACAUUUACUUAAUGUCACGGCAAAACCGCCCGCAGCAGCGCCGCUCCUCCCGCCGCCCGCGGCACCGCUGACAGAACCGCCACCGUUGGCCGCCGAAUUCCUCUCAGCGCCGCCGCCUCCCCCUCCCCCUCCCCCGGCAGCCCCCGUGCCGGUUCCUGCAGCGGCUGUGCCACAGCUCCCAGCACCCUUGAUGUCCACUCUGUUGCCAUCCCCACCCGCGGAAGCCGAAGUCCCCGCUUGGAAGGAGCCGUGCCCCGCGGUAUCCAAGGAGGCUUCGGAGCAGGCGUCGUCGUCACGCGGCUGGGAGGAGCGGGCGGCUCCCAACGCCUCCGAGCGGACGGAAAUGACUCCGCAGAAGGAAGAUUCCCAUAUUGGGAAAGAGGAGGAGGUUUCCGACGGCUCGAAGGCUGCUGCCCUCUGCUCCCGCAGGCAGGGGUCCAAGAGGAAGUUCUCCCAGUCCGACGGCGCGCUGCUGGGCUCCGAGUCCGACGAAGAUUCGGUGAGGACCUCCUCCAGCCAGCGGUCACACGAGCUGAAGGUAUCCAGCACGGAAAAGGAGAAGGAUUCCCGACGAAGCUCUGCCUCCUUCCGAGGCGAGGAAGCGGGGAAGUCCUCCUCACGCUCCAGGUCGGACAGGGAUGAGAAGUACUCGAGCUACUCGAAAUCGGAGAGGGAUUCGCGGUACUCCUCCUCCUCCUCCUCCCGCUCGCGCUCAGACAGAGAGAGGAGGCGGAGCCGCUCUCAUUCCCGGUCCCGAUCCGAUCGGAGCUCCCGGACCAGCUCUUCCUACUCCAGGUCGGAACGCUCGCAUUACUACGAAUCGGAGCGCAGGUACCACCGGAGCUCCCCGUACCGGGAGAGGUCGAGGUACUCCCGGUCGUACGCGGACAGCAGGGCGCGGGAGAGCUCGGACUCAGAGGACGAGUACAGGAGGACACAUUCCAGAUCGAGCGACUCGAGGCGUACGUCCUCCCACUCCUCCUCCUCCUACAGAGACUCCAGGAGUUCUUACUCCAAGUCGGAGAGGGACAAAGCGGAGUCGUCUCACGCUGAGGCGGAGAGGAGGGGGAGGUCUUCGUCGAAAGCGGAUAGAGAUUCAAAAAGGACUUCAGAAAGUGAAGUAACCAAAAGGUGCUCUCCCCUUGACGAGCUAGGCUAUCGAAAGGGGACAUCCCAUAAUAAGCCUGACAGUAAUGUGAAUUCCUCCCGUUAUAAGUCCACCCCUUCCAAGACCCCCGCGCCAAAGCCCGAUAAAUUUAAGAGUUCUUUCUGUUGUACAGAAUCGAGCGAAGAAGUAAAGCAGCAGUCUAAUUCUCUAGAUUUAGAGACCUCUUGUCUAAAGAGCAACGAGCUCAGGGUCUCCGUUGCCCCCGUGUUUGAAAGGGAAAAGACACUUUCUCCGUUAGGGCAGCCCAAGGAUUCGCCCCUUUCCGAAAGGCAGACGAGUCCAACGCGGGUUUUGCUGACUCCAAGCCAGGAACUUGCAGGAAACGAAUGCCACGACAGCGUUAGGGAGCAGGAAACCUUCUCAAAGCUCCAACAGGAUCACUUAGGAACGGGUCUCCCCGUGGAGCUGAGUGUAAACGGGUCCCCGGAGGCUCGGGUUGAUGUUCUGGCAACUUCCAGUGCCUCCAAAGUGGAGGACGUCACCGUGUCUUCUGACGAUGGCCCGUGGCAAUCCGAAGCGUCGCCUGUCGUGAAGGAGAGUCCAGUGGAUCCGUUGCCAUCUCAUGGGUUUGAGAGCAUGUCCGAGUCUCAGGAGCAAGAGCUGGAUGAUUCUGGGGUCCAGUCCAGCCAGUGCAACAGUCUGUGUGGGCAAGUGGUCCCCCAGCAGCAAGAGGAAGCCACCCCUUCACCCGUCGUGAAUGUAGAUCAUACUGAAACUGCACUUAACCAGCUGGAGGAUCAGGCAGCUCUGUGUGAGCAAACCAAAGAACCAGAACCAGAUUUUUGCUACGUUUCGGACGAGGCCCUCCCUGCUUUGUACCAUUCAGAAGUUGAAAUCGAAGCAGAACCAGCAGAUGUCAAACUCACAGCCGAGACUUUCUUGGACGUGCAGGUGGAGCCGCAGACGGUUACGUGCGGUUACGAGAGCGCGGAGGAUCACCACGCCAGGGCUGCCUGUGAGGAGGAUGAGCAUGGGCAUGGUCAUCCUUCCCCGAAGGUUGGGGAGAGUGGAGUGGAGAGCUCGAGCAUAGAUCCCUCCCAAGAUGGCUCCUCCCCAAGUCUCAGGUCAGACCAUCCCGUGCCGGAGGGAAGCGUCUCUUCCAAGUGGGACAUGCCACCACCAGAUGGACACCAGGAGCCGCUGCAGCAUUCGGAAGCUGAAGAGAUGGUGGAGUUGGAUACUCAGCACGUCCCUCUUGGUUUAGGCAAGCCAACGUUCAAAGAUGAACAUUCCUACUCUUCAGAAGUGCCUCCAGAGCACUGCGACAGGGAGGUCGUGGAAGAAAGUGCCGUUUCCACCGAGGAAGUCGGGCUGGAUGAUGAGGGAGUUCAGUGUCCCAUCACAUUGGCUGAGAAGGAUGAGGGAGAGGAGCCCUCGGUGGCUUCAGCUUAUCCAGACACUUUGUUUCCCUCCUGCGACGUCGUCGUGACGGCAGAAGAAACGGAGACCAUGACCCAAGCCCCGACGUGUGACAGCAGCGGCAACGCCGAGGUUGUUCCUGUGGGCCACGACGAUUACUCUGACACGGGGGAAAGUGACAGUGAGAGGGGCAGUGAUGACAGCGACACAGAAGACUCGGAUUCUGAUGAUGUCACGCCACGGAAAAGGCUCCAAUCCGUGGUGGUUGUCCCAAAGAACUCGACCAUCGCUCUGGAGGAGAGCAGCCCCGGCUCCUCGCGGAGCAGCCAAGGCAACCGCCGCUUCUCCGACCACUGGGAUGACGAGAGACCCGAGCCCAGCAGACCCUACUAUGAAGAGAGGAUGGAGAGUAAAGGUGGCUCUCAGGUAGAGAGCAGGUGUUCUCCUAGGGGCAUGGAGAAGGGCUUGGCAACUUCCACCGAGCUCAGCAGGAAGGAGAUGGAGGAGCUGCGGCCGGAUCUGUGCCAACCUCAGAGCGACGGUGUUGACAGCACCAGUCAGGCAGACCUGGCUGCAGACUCCCAUGGCAAACCCAACCCAGAUGAGAGGAUCCUGCUGAAGGAGCUGGUGUCUGUCAGCAGACCAAUGGGCCGACCAGAGGAGCAACCCUUCUGUCUACCAGAGAGCUUUGAGAGCGCUGAAAACGCCCGAAACCAGACGAGUUCUUCCAAGCCAGACAGUUGGCAAGGGAAGGGUGGGCUCAACCAGUCUGACCUGGGGGACUUCUCCAGGUUAGAUGGUUUCCAUGCACCGGAGGAGCCGGGUGGUGUGAACUGGGACUUUACCCAAACAGAGAAGCCCAGUAGCACCUACCAGCAGCCAGACAGCAGCUUUGGGGUCUACUCAGGCUACGUUUACCAGCCGGGCUCGGGAGCGUACGCCGGCUCGCAGGGCUACUGGCAAGGCAAUGGCUACUGGGACUCGAGGGUGGCCACCAGGGCUUCCACAGUUAAUUACGAACGAAUCCAAGGGCAAGUCCCCGAUUCUCUGACGGAGGACCACGAGGAGUACGAAGAGGACGACCGUUGGGAUGCUGCAGCAAAACCUCCUUUCCCCAGCCCCUCUGACAACACCAAGUGCCCGAGCAGAAAGAAGAUGGGCUCGGUGCAAGCCCACGAGAUCAGCAGCAAUUCAACCAGAACCAGUGCCCGGGGGGAGAAGAAAGAGGAGGUGAAGGUUAUGGAAAAGAACGACGCCAAAAGAACGGGGCCCGCCCAAAAAGAGACGCCCGGGAGUUUGGAGAGCGACUCCGAGAGCGGUGGACUCCAGGAGAAGAAGAAGGUGAAAGCUGAGGGAGAUCAGGUGGAGUUGGCACCCCAGGACUCCUCCAUGGUGGGGCGGUUGUGCAUCAUGGAUGACUUCAGGGACCCCCAGCGCUGGAAGGAGUUUGCCAAGCAAGGCAAGAUGCCCUGUUACUUUGACCUCAUCGAGGAAAAUGUGUACCUGACAGAAAGGAAGAAGAACAAAUCUCACCGGGAUAUCAAGAGGAUGCUGUGUGAAUGUCCUCCUCUCUCCAAAGAGGAACGAGCUCAGGGGGAGGUUGCUUGUGGAGAAGAUUGUCUGAACCGGCUGCUCAUGAUCGAGUGUUCAUCCAGGUGCCCAAAUGGUGACUACUGCUCCAACAGGCGCUUCCAGAAGAAGCAACAUGCAGAUGUGGAAGUGAUCCUCACUGAGAAGAAGGGCUGGGGGCUCAGAGCUGCCAAAGAUCUCCCAUCCAACACUUUUGUCUUGGAGUACUGUGGGGAAGUGCUGGACCACAAGGAGUUCAAGGCUCGUGUCAAGGAAUACGCCCGGAACAAGAACAUCCAUUAUUAUUUCAUGGCCCUGAAGAAUGAUGAGAUAAUUGAUGCUACCCAGAAGGGAAACUGCUCUCGGUUUAUGAACCACAGUUGUGAACCCAACUGCGAGACACAAAAGUGGACUGUGAACGGGCAGCUCCGAGUUGGAUUUUUCACCACCAAACUGGUCCCCUCAGGCUCUGAGCUGACCUUUGAUUACCAGUUCCAGAGAUACGGCAAAGAGGCUCAGAAAUGUUUCUGUGGCUCAGCCAACUGCCGGGGUUACCUGGGAGGAGAGAACAGAGUCAGCAUCAGGGCUGCUGGGGGCAAGAUGAAGAAGGAGCGCUCAAGGAAGAAGGACUCGGUGGAUGGGGAGCUGGAAGCUCUGCUGGAGAACGGGGAAGGUCUCUCUGAUAAGAACCAAGUUCUCAGCUUGUCUCGACUGAUGGUCCGGAUCGAGACCCUGGAGCAGAAGCUCACCUGCCUGAAACUCAUCCAGAACACCCACUCCCAGUCCUGCCUGAAAUCCUUCCUGGAAUGCCACGGGCUGUCCCUGCUCUGGAUCUGGAUGACGGAGCUGGGAGAUGGGAGAGGAACCACGGCCACCAACCUGAGGCUGCAGCUGGAGAUCAUGAAGACCUUGGAGCUCCUGCCCAUCCCCACCAAGAACAUGUUGGAGGAGAGCAAAGUCCUUCCCAUCAUCCAACGUUGGGCUCAAACCAAGAUGCUGUUCCCAGCUGAGUGAAGGGGAUGGUUACUCCAGCGAGAGAACACCUCGCGGGCCCACACCCCGCUCAACACCCCGGAGCUCUCCGCCAAGCAGAGCGUGGAAGGUGACACGGACACCCCCAAGAAGCUGGUGUUUCGAUCGGCUGAAAAAUCAUCAGUGAGAACAGGCAUGGACAGUGCCAUCUCAGAUACCACCAGCGAGCUGGAAGGGAAGGAAGGCAAAGAGGACCUGGAGCAGCUGGAAGAACGCCCGAUGGAGGUGGCGGAGGAGCAGCAGCAGGAGGCGAAAGCCGCGGCUGAUGACGCCGGUGAAGAGAGCAGCAAAGGGCAGGUGUGGAAGCUGGAGGCUGAGCCUGAAGCAGAGGUGAAAGAGAGCAAUGGGGCCAAGCUGGAAGAGCCCAUCACCAUGGAGACACCAUCUCAGGAUGAGGAGGAAGGAGUCUCCGACGUGGAGAGCGAGAGGAGCCAAGAACAAACAGACAAAAUGGUGGAUGUGAGCGACUUGGCCACCAGGCUGCUCGACAGCUGGAAGGAGCUCAAGGAGGUCUACAGGAUCCCCAAGAAGAGUCAAGCAGAAAAGGAGAGCAGUGCUGAUCGUGGCAGGGAGACUGCUGGCCUCAGGGAUCAGACUCCUACUCCCAAGAACCCCAUCCUGAGCCGGGAGCCUGAGAGACAGAGCCAGAGUAAGGAGAAGAAGAGAAGGAGAGAUUCCUUAUCCCCUCCCUCCUCGGCCUACGAGAGGGGAACGAAGAGGCCAGAGGACAGGUAUGACACACCAGCAUCUUCCAAGAAGAAAGUGCGGCUCAAGGAUCGCAACAAGCUGUCGACGGAGGAGCGCAGGAAGCUCUUCGAGCAGGAGGUCGCCCAACGGGAAGCUCAGAAGCAGCAACAACAACUGCAGAACCUGGGCAUGACCUCUCCCCUCCCCUACGACUCCAUGGGCUAUGGCACCCCCCACCACAGCUUCAUUGGCUACCCGCCUGGCUACCCCAUGCAAGCCUACGUAGACCCCAGCAACCCCAACGCUGGCAAGGUGCUGCUCCCCACACCCACCAUGGACUCCAUGUGCUCCCCGGCCACCUACGAGCACCCACAGACUCUGGUUGGGCACACGGUGGAAUCCACCCUCACUACUCCUCAGCCUGUACCAGUAGUCCAACAUGUAGCAACCACCAUGGAGGUGACAACUCCUCAGUAUGUAGCACAAAGCGACACCGUGGUCCAUCAAGAAGCCAACGUGGCCGUUCUGCCCGUGGCCACCCCGGGGCCUGUGCAGAGCCAGAGCUAUGGGGUCUGGGAUUCCAACCAGCAGACUGUAGCUGUACAACAGCAGUACUCACCAGCCCAGUCCCAACCAGCCAUUUACUACCAAGGACAGACCUGUCAGACUGUCUACGGCGUCACCUCCCCCUACUCCCAGACGACCCCACCACUUGUACAGAGUUAUGCCCAGCCAGGUCUCCAGUACAUCCAAGGCCAACAGAUUUACACAGCACAUCCCCAGGGAGUCAUCGUGCAGCCACCCACGGCCGUCACCACCAUCGUGGCAGCUGGGCAGCCCCAGCCCAUCCAGCAGCCAGAACUUGUGGUGACCAAUAACCUCUUGGACUUGCCUCCACCAUCCCCUCCAAAACCCAAAACAAUUGUCCUCCCACCCAACUGGAAAACAGCCCGAGAUCCAGAGGGGAAGAUCUACUACUACCACGUGGUAACCAGGCAAACCCAGUGGGACCCUCCAACCUGGGACAGCCCAGGGGAUGAUGCCAGCCUGGAACACGAAGCUGAAAUGGACCUGGGGACCCCAACGUAUGAUGAAAACCCCAUGAAGUCUUCCAAGAAAGCCAAGACAGCAGAAGCGGACACGUCCAGCGAGCUGGCCAAGAAGAGCAAGGAGGUGUUCAGGAAGGAGAUGUCCCAGUUCAUCGUGCAGUGCCUCAACCCCUACCGCAAACCCGACUGCAAGGCCGGCCGCAUCACCACCACCGAGGACUUCAAACACCUGGCACGGAAGCUGACCCACGGGGUGAUGAACAAGGAGCUGAAAUACUGCAAGAACCCCGAGGACCUGGAGUGCAACGAGAACGUGAAGCACAAGACCAAGGAGUACAUCAAGAAAUACAUGCAGAAAUUUGGGGCCAUCUACAAACCCAAAGAGGACACCGAGCUGGAGUGACCCCCAAAAAACCCCAAAACCACCCCAAAAUCCCCACAAAACCCCCCACACCCAACCCGGGGGGACCAGGAGGUUGGUAGGUUCAACCCAAUCCCCCCCCUCAAAGACUCUCUUGGUUGUUUU